UAAAAGUGAAACUGGAAAUCAAUUAAAAUUUUUUAAUUAUAUACUGAAUACAUCAAAAUCACAUUUAAACAAUUUGUAUCACAAAUUAUAUAUCAUUAGAAACUUCAUCAGAAAUCUCUUACAACAAAAAAGUAUACAAUAUCUUAUCUUGUAUAUUGAGGCAUAUUUGAUUUAUGUUGACAUAUAAAUCCAAUUUAUAUAUAUGUUAUAAUAUUUAAUAAUAAAAUAUAAGCAUUAAUAAUACUGAAAAACAUAUUAAAUCUGUUCCUUUUAGCUACAAUUUUUUGUCAAAUCAAGUUAUAUUUGACGAGCUUGAAUUUAAAUAAUGGGAAUAUAAGAUAUUAGUCAAUUUAAAAAAAGAUGAAAAAAUGCAGAUAAAAAGAACAGAUUAAUAGUUUGUUAGAUGUGCAACAUAUUAUUCACAAAGAAUUAUACAAAAAUGUGAUACAGAAUAUCUUAAAAACUACAAAACACGCAUACAAUUGGCUUGGUACCAUAAGUAUACAUACAUGCGCGCGCGCGCAUAAUCUCACACUUAUAAAUGUAGGAAUACAUUUUAGUUUCUCACUGAUUUAUAUAAAGUAGUUAACUGUGUCUCAACAAAUUACUAAACGUUUCGAGAGACUCAAUUUUUUCACUCUUUUUUAACUUUUUUUUGUAUUAAAUUAUUUGCACUGUAAUUUGUAGUUUGUAAGAAUAUAUUGCAAGAACAAUAUUUUUUUUCUAAUUCAAAUUUAAAAGAAACUAUAAAAAUAUUAACACUUUAAUCGAUAAAAAACAAAAUUUAUCAAAUUAUAUAAUUUAUAAACUUUAUAAAAGUAAAACUUAUUAAUUUAUAAUAUCCUACGGAAUUUUUUUGCUGUGCUUUUGCUUGUUCUUUUACUCUUUGUUUAUUUUUUUUAAAUAUUGUUUAGGGUAUUACAAUUUGUGAUGUUUCAAAGUAGUUAAUUAGUGAGUUUAUUCUUACUAUUGUGCAUUUCCAAACUGAUUCAUUAAAAUAUUAAUAUUUUACUAGGUUUUUUGAAACUUAAAUUAACAAAAAACAUUGUUCUUGCAAUAUAUUUUUACAAACUACAAAUUACAGUACAAAUAAUUUAAUACAAAAAAAGUUAGUGGAAAAGAGUGGAAGAAAUGAGGCUCUCGAAACGUUUAGUAGUUUGUUGAGAUAUAGUAAACUACUUCAUAUAAAUCAGCGAGAAACUGUACAAAAAUAUUUGCACUGCAAUACAGAAAAAAAUCAAAGUUUAUUGCUUUAAAGAGUUUUUACUCUUUUUUAUUCUUUUUCUCGAAAAGAAAUAUGAAUCUUAACUCUUUCUCAAAAAAUAAAAUGAAAUCUUUCUCUCAUCAGCACUUUACACAAAAUCUCUUUAUUCUAGCGUAUGUAAAACCAUCACAGAUGUUUCCGUUAUUAAUCAUUUUAUGAUAAUGAGUAUUAACAUGAAAUAGUUCAAAUAUUAUAAGUUUAUCUCUUUAUGGUUUAUUGUGCAAUUAUUUCUUUUAUUCAAUGGUUUACUUUUAAAUAUGUAUUAAAUAGAGAACAAAUGUUUUUAUAAUUGAUAUUAUCAACAUUUUCUGUUUUAAAAUUAUUAAACAUUUUUAUAAUUUUGAAACAAAAUGUUAAUAGUAUCAGUAAUAAUGUUUAGGUUUAUAUAAAUAAUAAAUCAGUAAAUUUUUUUAAUGCAUGUAAUUUGUACUUUAAUUUUAGAAAACGUUAUAAAAACAUUUUUUCUCGAUUUAAUACAUAUUUUUAAAAAACCAUUGAAAAAAAUAAUUGCACAAUAAACCAUAAAAAGAUCAACUUAUAAUUAUAAUAAUUGCUUUAUUUAAGAAAAAUUUGUAAAUCUAGUAUCGAGUAUCUAAAUUUCCUGUCUUAAGUGUAUGACAAUUUACAUGUACAAGUCGCACAAAAUUCUAGUACAAAGCUUCAAAAUGAAUCUACUUCAAAUAACAUGCCACUAGAGUGCUAUCUAUAUGUUCCAAUCGUACAUAAUUUUAGUACGGAGCUACAAAAUGAAUCUACUUCAAACAACAUGUUACCAGAGUGCUAUUUACAUGUUCCAAUCGUACAUAAUUCUAGUAUGGAGAUACAAAAUAACUCUACCUCGAAUGACGUGAUAUCAGAAUGCAAUUUACAUAUACAAGUCAUACAAAAUUCUAGUACGGAGAUACAAAAUGACCCUACCUCAACAUAGGUGCUAUCAGAGUGCAAUGUUCAUGUGCCAGUUGUACAAAAUGCUAGUAAGGAGCUACCAAAUGACUCUAUUUUAAACGACAUGUUAUCAGAGUGUAAUAUACAUGUACCAGUUAUAUAAAAUGCUAGUACGGAGCUACAAAACGACUCUACCUCAAACGACAUGCUAUCAGAGUGCAAUAUUUAUGUGCCAGUUUUACAAAACGCUAGUUUGGAUCUAGAAAACGAAUUUACCUCAAAUGGCAUGUUGUCAGAGUGCUCUUUAAAUGUGUCAACCAUACGAAAUGUUAGUACAGAGUUAGAAAAUGAAUCUGCCUCAAACAACAUGUGCAAUCUAUAUGUGCCAGUUAUACAGAACGUUAAUACAGAGCUACAAAAUGAAUCUGUCUCAAACGACAUGCUAUCAGAAUGUAAUCUACGUCAGGAUAUAUUAAAUCCAUCAGAAACAUCUAUUGAUAAUUUUACAUUAAAUACUAAUUUUGAUCAAACAGUAACUAUUUUAUUUGAUGAAUUGAAUAAUUUAGGGAUAUCUCCGAAUAAUAUGUUAAACUAUUCUAAUGAAGAUGAAAAUAAUGUAUCUAAGAAUCUCAAUCAAUCCUGCAAUGUGGAUAAUUCUAUGGAAAUUGAAAAUAACAGAAAUGAAGCAAAUCAUGAAAAAGCGAUGAAUGAUAUUGAUGUGGCAAAAUUAAUAAAAGAAUCUAAUAACAAUUUAAAACAGGUUAAUGACAUAUCGAACUUAAAUAAUUCUGAUUGUAGUCUCUGUAGAAUCAAGAAAAAAAGCUGCAUAUGAUUGCAUAUGUUGUGCUGGCUGUAAAGGCUUUUUUAUUAAUUUUUUUAAUGGCUUUUAAAAAUCGCCCUAAUAAUAAUAUACGUCAUCAUUUUAAACAGUGUACAAAGAAAAUUGUUGGCAGAACUGUGAAAGUACUGGGAAGAAAAGUUCAAGGAAGAAUUCAUGAAAAUGCGAACUCUAUUUUAAGAAACGUUGUAUUUCCGAUAUUAAGAGAAGAUGACAUUAUCAGAUUGAUAAGAUACGAUGAAUUGUUGAUUACUUACGGUAACAAGUUGUGUAUAAAGUAUAAACAUCAACACCAACAAGAUAUGAUUAGAGCUCGUUUGCGAUUAUUAGGGCGAUUUUUAAAAGCCAUCAAAAAAAUUAAUAAAAAUGUCACAGAUUUUUUUAGUAUUUAUCAUCCAUCAAUAUAUGAUGACUGUAUUACAGCUGUGAAUCAAGUAGCAGGUUAUAACACAAGUACAAAAGUUUAUGCAGCUCCUUCCGUUGCAUCAAGAAUUGGCACUCUUAUAAAACAAAUAGGAAAUCUUACUAUUGCUGAAUGCAUAAAACAGAAUAAAUUUCAAAAAAAAGUAGACAUAGAAAACUUUUUAAAGUUGCUACAAGAAGAUUUUGGCGUAUCUGUCAAUAAAACUGUUGAAGAAAGCAUAUUACAAGCUAAGCGCUAUCAAUUACAAGAAUUACCUCCGUUAGAAGAUAUAAAAUUAUUGCACAAUUUUUUACAAACUAAUAGGCGUUUGGCAUUUCAACGUCUCAGUGACACAUUUACUUAUGAUAACUGGCGGCAACUGGCACAAUUUACUCUAAUUUCGGUUCAAGUAUUUAAUAGACGAAGAGCCGGAGAAAUUGAACGCAUUUUUAUCGAUGAUUAUAAGCACCAAGAAGGUAUAAAUGAACAAACAAAUCCAGAUUUAUACGAAUCUUUAUCACCUGAAGCUCAAAAAAUAGCUAUGAAAUAUGUAAGAUUUGUUAUUAGAGGAAAAUUAGGAAGACCUGUACCUGUUCUUUUGGAUUCCGAAAUGAAAAGUUGUAUAGAUUUGCUCUUACAUUACCGUAAAGAAGCAAAAAUACCUGACGCAAACCUAUACAUCUUCGCUUUACCAGGUUACGAUAAAAAGAGGUUUAGAUAUAUAAGAGCUUGUGAUUUAUUACGCACAUAUUCUGUAGCGUGUGGAGCAAGUAUGCCUCUUAGAUUAAGAGGUACAAAGCUUCGUAAGCAUAUUGCAACAAGAUGCAUUACACUGAAAUAUGUAAGAUAUCAUAGCUAUCUGAAAUUAACAAUUACAUAUUUAUUUUGUGGAGCAAGUAUGCCUCUUAGAUUAAGAGAUACAAAGCUUCGUAAGCAUAUCGCAACAAGAUGCAUUACAUUAAAUCUAUCAGAUCCUGAUGUGACAGUAUUAGCAAAUUAUCUAGGUCAUAACAAAAACAUCCACAUGCAACAUUAUCGUCAAUCUCUUCCACAAUCAAAUUUUUACAAGCUAUCAAAAUAAUUAAUAAAAAUACCACAGAUUUUUAUAGUAUAUAUUUAUCAUCCAUCAAUAUAUGAUGACUGUUUUGUGUCAAAUUUGACUUACUUUAUAUGCCAAACCUUAUGUAUUUAUUGCAGAAGUAUUUUAAGCAAUGUUCAAUGUUGAAAUAGUUAAAAUGUCUUGGUUACUUAAAAUAGCACAAGAUAAAGAUAAUGAUUUUCAACAAAAUAAUGAAGAAAAUAACUCGCAAAUUAACAAUGAUAAUUUGACUACAAAUGAAAUACACAUAAAAACAUAAUUUUAGUUUUUCUUACAUUACAACGCAAAUAUUUUUGUAUAUAUAAUUUAAAAAAUUUACUGUAUUUAGAAAAACGCCUUAAAAAAUAUAUUUUUAGCAGAUUUAGAUUUUCUUGAUGUUUGGUUGUAAAUAAUAAAAAUAACUUGCUGCAAUAAAUACGUAAGAUUUAGCAUAUAAAGUAAGUCAAAUUUAACACAAGACAGUCAUCAUAUAUUGAUGGAUGAUAAAUACUAUAAAAACCUGUGACAUUAUUAAUUUUUCAAUGGCUUGUAAAAAUUGCCUUAAUAAUCGUAAACUCGUACAUUGUUCUUAGUAAAAAAGCCCUUACAUCCAGCACAACAUAUGAAAUCAUGUGCAGCUUUUUUUCUUGAUUCUGUUGGUCUUCUACAAACUAUGAGUCCUUCCUUAUUAUACAUGGGAUAUUUAUUAUAUAAACAAUUGCCUCUUCGCCUUAGUCCGAUAAUCUUAUGUCUUUCUUUGUUAC
This is a messenger RNA of Monomorium pharaonis (pharaoh ant), 5232 nucleotides long. RefSeq lists its product as uncharacterized. Lineage: Eukaryota; Metazoa; Arthropoda; Insecta; Hymenoptera; Formicidae. Bases 2978 to 4471 code for a protein of 497 amino acids. The transcript has 3 exons. The record is from RefSeq and is a predicted model, not a curated record.